AUGCAAUCUGCGGCAUUGCGAUCGCCAGUCCCUUCGCGAAGCCUCUUGCGAUUCUUGCGCUCGCAGUCUGAGAUCGCAUUUUUCAACUACAACUGCAGCAAUGUGUGUCGAAGCCGAGCGACGAACGGAGCCCCCGGCCAGCGAGCCUUGAGAGCGCAUUCGACCAAUCUCGGCGCCAGUUCCAGCGAGCCGACUUUAUAUACCGAGCUUGAGUCGUCGAUUUUUAGCCUGGGGCAGCUACAGAUUGGGAGAGCGGUGCAAAGAGGCUGUGCGAGAACGCUGAAAAGGGAAUCCUUUUAUACCUCGACGCCUGCGCACCAGAAGACGACGAAUGCGAAUGCGGGCCCGUCAUGGCAAGAAAGACUAUGGGGGAUUGGAGCCCGAAAAGGUGCCAAGUCUCUGAAACCAGAUGAUUUACCUUCGCGCGAUGAUGCAGACCAUGGUUCAUCCAUGUUCAACAAUCGCAGAAUCCUGUCUGCGAAGGCAGCGCUGGAGCCGCGACUACGAUGUACGGAGGUUGAUGAGAACGGCAAAGUGAUUCUAAUGGAUGGCGAGUUUAAAAAGACGGAACUGAUUGCAAAGUAUGGUUUACUGCCUCGCGAUUUGCGCAAAAUCGACUCGUCCAAUCUCCCCCACAUCCUCGUUCGCCCGUCAGCUAUCUUGCUGAACCUUUUACACCUAAGAGUCCUCAUCAAGCGUGACCGCGUGCUACUCUUUGACGUCUACGGCUCCAAGACGUCUUACCCGCAGUCUGCCUUUAUGUAUGACCUCCAGGGCAAGCUGCAGCAGAAACCGCCGCCUGGUGUGGCGGGGCUGCCCUACGAGUUCCGUGCUCUCGAAGCUGUGCUGACGUCGGUUACCUCUGAGCUGGAAGCGGACUUUGAAUCUGUGCGAGAGCCGGUUAUGCGCGUUCUUAGUGAGCUCGAAGACGACAUUGACCGGCAAAAGCUGCGUCAGCUUUUAAUCUUGUCCAAGAGAGUUAGCACAUUUGAACAGAAGGCCAAGCUGGUGCGGGACGCCAUUGAAGAGCUGUUGGAGGCGGACGAUGACUUGGCGGCCAUGUACUUGACAGAAAAAGUACAUGACUUGUACAGAAGCACCGACGACCAUACGGAGGUCGAGAUGCUGCUUGAGUCGUACCACAAGCUUGCAGAUGAAAUCGUACAAGAGGCCAGCAAUUUGGUGUCUGGCAUCCGGAACACGGAGGACCUUUCUCGAGCUAUUCUUGAUGCCAAUCGAAACGCUCUCAUGCUUCUGGAGCUCAAAUUCAGCAUCGGGACACUGGGGCUGGCAAUGGGCACAUUUAUUGCUGGGCUCUACGGCGCCAACCUGGAGAACUUUAUCGAAGAGACGAACUGGGGAUUUGGUGCGGUUACAGCUGUAUCGACCGUCUUUUCCCUCGUAGUCUGCUGGUACGGACUGGUUAGGCUGCGUAAGAUCCAGCGCAUCAAGAUGAUAGGCGGCGAGCGGCCGCGGCUGUCGCGGGGCCAACCAUACUACGACGACGGAGCUGCGCUUGGCAUCCUGGACUCGAGGAACAGGGAGCUGCUGCUGCGGGCGCACAUGCAAAAGGCGAUUAAUAACAGGAAGAAAUGGUGGUUCUCACGAUGA
This is a messenger RNA of Trichoderma asperellum CBS 433.97, 1611 nucleotides long. It is a transcript of the gene MRS2, whose product is annotated as magnesium ion transporter. NCBI's taxonomy places the organism in Eukaryota, Fungi, Ascomycota, Sordariomycetes, Hypocreales, Hypocreaceae. Gene Ontology annotation, cellular component: mitochondrial inner membrane. Gene Ontology annotation, molecular function: magnesium ion transmembrane transporter activity. Gene Ontology annotation, biological process: mitochondrial magnesium ion transmembrane transport. The record is from RefSeq and is a predicted model, not a curated record.